UGCUGCCUGCAGGGAGCCAACAGCUGCCGCCCGCUGCGCCCGGCGCUGGGCUGGGUCCGCCAAGGAGUAACCGAGGCAAACCGGAGGCAGGCAGCCGGGCAAAGUCGUCAUGCCCGCCAGUACCCCCAGACCCUCCCUAGGAGCAGCCGCUACGGGGAAGCGGAUGAUAUUUACAGGCCCAGAUGCUAUUCGUGAUUACAGAACAAAGCUCCCUGAGUAUACUCGCUACAUCGGAGCAACCACUCCAGCACAAGGGGCCACCAGUGACCUUGAGUACUUGUGGCGUACUGCCCCCUGGACAACUUCUGUAUUGCCCCACAAACGUUCCUACCCUGGACAAAUUGGCUGGGGAGUAACAGAAUUUAGUUAUCUCAACAGAGGAAAUCUGCUCAGUGGCAUGCAGAUUAAGACUGGAGAAUUCCGUCAGGCUGCUGAAGAUGAGAUAACUCAUCGAUACCAGAAUCCAUGGCAGCCUCCACCCAAUAUUCUUGAUCUACAAGGCUCCAACACAAGGGGCAGGCUUGCUUGGAAUUGCACUGACUAUGACAACUUCUAUCACGCUGAUGGCAAAUGGGCUGCAAUGACCAGGGAUAGCUGGUCGUCAAAGGGAUCUGCGCUUCCCAGCUUAAAGAACUACUGGCAGUUCUACGGAGACAGGACAAGAUCUACUGCCCAAACAGGCAUCAUACAGCUCCCUCCAACUGGUUUUUAUAUACCUCAGCCCUGGCUUCUUGUUUCCCUAAGCCAGCCCCCACUUUCUUGAACCUCAAAACACCCAGUCUCUCAUUCCUCUCCUCAACUACUCAAUAACUCAGUAACUUUUCAAAAUCUCUCCUUUUUAAAAGCAAGCAAUACAACUCUCCACCACAAAUAUAUAUAUUGUGGAGUUAGGAAACUUCAGUGCCAGAGAGGCUACUGAUAAGAGCUCAGCUGUUCUCAGUGGUGGCAGAUGAUAGAACAAGGAGCAAUG
Chelonoidis abingdonii (Abingdon island giant tortoise) is the source of this 970-nucleotide messenger RNA. It is a transcript of the gene SPMIP2, whose product is annotated as sperm microtubule inner protein 2. The record is from RefSeq and is a predicted model, not a curated record. NCBI's taxonomy places the organism in Eukaryota, Metazoa, Chordata, Testudines, Testudinidae.